AUGUCGUUUCAAAAUACAAAUUUGUGCUACAAAGAGUUCAAUUGCAAAUAUUCAAACUUUAUCCAUAAACAAUCCGGUCACUCCAACUCAAAGUACCUGACACAUUCACGGUUGUUUCCCAAUGAGAGAUCAUCAGAAUUUGGACAAAAUGAUAAAUUCUCACAAAAGAAUGGGUUUUUGUGCCGGUCAUUGAAGAUUGAAAAUUUACCUUCCUUUUCAGUGGGGAACAAAUUUCAACUUACUGAUGUGAUUGAAGCUCAACAAUUUGAUAGAGAUCUUCUCAGUGCUAUAUUUGAGGUUGCACGAGAUAUGGAGAAGAUUGAAAAGAAUUCACCAGGAAGCCAAAUUCUUAAGGGUUAUCUUAUGGCUACUCUCUUCUAUGAACCCUCCACAAGAACUAGGCUUUCCUUUGAAUCUGCAAUGAGACGGUUAGGCGGGGAAGUCUUAACAACUGAAAAUGCAAGGGAGUUCUCGUCAGCAGCUAAAGGAGAAACACUUGAAGAUACUAUAAGAACUGUUGAGGGUUACUCUGAUAUUAUUGUGAUGCGGCACUUUGAGAGUGGUGCAGCCAAAAGGGCGGCAGCAACUGCUGGCAUUCCUGUAAUCAAUGCAGGAGAUGGUCCUGGACAACAUCCAACUCAGGCUCUUUUAGAUGUCUAUACCAUUGAAAGAGAGAUAGGAAAAUUGGAUGGCAUUAGAGUUGCACUUGUUGGAGAUCUUGCUAAUGGAAGGACAGUGCGCUCACUUGCAUACUUGCUCGCCAGGUAUGAGGAUGUGAAGAUUUACUUUGUCUCUCCUGAUGUGGUGAAAAUGAAGGAUGAUAUAAAAGAUUAUUUGACGUCAAGGAAAAUUGAAUGGGAAGAAAGUGCUGACUUAAUGGAAGUUGCUUCUAAGUGUGAUGUUGUCUAUCAAACUCGCAUUCAACGUGAACGAUUUGGAGAGAGAAUUGACCUCUAUGAAGAAGCUCGAGGCAAGUACAUUGUGGAUAGUCAUGUGUUAGAGGUGAUGCAGAAGCAUGCUGUGGUCAUGCAUCCUCUGCCUAGACUUGACGAGAUUACUGUUGAAGUUGAUGGGGACCCGAGAGCUGCCUAUUUCAGACAAGCAAAGAAUGGCCUCUAUAUUAGGAUGGCUCUCUUGAAACUCCUACUUGUAGGAUGGUGA
Messenger RNA from Prunus armeniaca (apricot), 1161 nucleotides. The record is from the annotation of a GenBank genome assembly. Lineage: Eukaryota; Viridiplantae; Streptophyta; Magnoliopsida; Rosales; Rosaceae.